AUGAAAGAUACUCUGGAAUACGAACAAGAGAAACUCGAUCACACGCCUUGGGUUGAAAAGUAUCGUCCUAAGAAGCUUGAUGAUGUGGCAUCACAAGACCAUGCAGUUAAAGUGUUACAACAGAACUUAAGUCUGGCUAAUCUUCCUCAUAUGCUUUUCUAUGGUCCACCAGGAACUGGGAAAACGUCUACUAUAUUAGCAUUGGCUAAACAAUUGUAUGGGCCUCGGUUGUACAAGUCUCGAGUUUUAGAAUUGAAUGCUUCGGAUGAACGGGGUAUUUCUAUAGUUAGAGAGAAGAUUAAGAAUUUUGCUAGACUUACGAUUUCGAAUCCUACCCAACAAGAUUUGGACGAGUAUCCUUGCCCACCAUAUAAAAUAGUUAUAUUGGAUGAAGCUGAUUCGAUGACUACUGAUGCUCAAUCGGCAUUGAGAAGGACCAUGGAGACUUAUCUGGGUAUCACGCGUUUCUGUUUAAUAUGCAACUAUAUAACGCGUAUCAUUGACCCUGUCGCGUCCAGAUGUUCCAAGUUUCGGUUCAAGCCAUUAAACAAUGAGAAUGCAUUACUGCGUUUGCAGCAUGUUGCAUCUGCAGAGAAUGUCCAGUUAGCUCCAAAUGAAAAGGUGCUUUCCGAAAUACUUCGCAUUGCAGAUGGUGAUUUACGGAAAGCCAUAACCAUCUUGCAGAGUGCAGCAAAAUUACACACAUCCUUGAAUAAUAAUAGCAGCAAUAAUGGCAAUGAAGAUAAUGACAUGGAUGUUGAUAGAUACAUUGAUAUAGCUUCCAUUCAAGAAAUAGCAGGAGUGGUCUCGGAUCCAGUGAUAUCCCAAUUGCUUGUCUCUACUGCGUCGAAAGAUAGACACAGAUUGUUUGCCAACGUUAAUAAUAUCAUCCAAGAAGGUUGGAGUGCUCAACAGUUACUUGACCAAUUGCAUGACAAAUAUAUCAUGGAUGAUUCCCUAACUAAUUCCACCAAGAACGAAAUCGCAAAGGCUUUAUUUGAAGCUGAUAGAAAGCUCAACAACGGUACAGACGAACAUAUUCAGAUCUUGAGUUUGCUCUUGAGUAUUCAAUCGGUGUUGUAA
Lizanozyma spartinae is the source of this 1083-nucleotide messenger RNA. RefSeq names its product replication factor C subunit 2 (gene RFC2). Gene Ontology annotation, cellular component: nucleus; DNA replication factor C complex. Gene Ontology annotation, biological process: DNA repair; DNA-templated DNA replication. Gene Ontology annotation, molecular function: ATP binding; DNA binding; ATP hydrolysis activity. The transcript has a single exon. NCBI's taxonomy places the organism in Eukaryota, Fungi, Ascomycota, Pichiomycetes, Serinales, Debaryomycetaceae. The record is from RefSeq and is a predicted model, not a curated record. The coding region runs from base 1 to 1083 and encodes 360 amino acids.